AUGGGUAAAUUCACUAAACUUCAAAAAUUGCAACAGAAAACUGAAGAGGAAGAGGAUGAGAAAAUGGAAUGGGAGAAUGCGGCAAGCGAUAGUAGUUCGGAUGACGAUUCCGAGAAUGACGCUGAAAAUGAACAAAACGAGGAGACAAAGAAACGCGCGGAAUUGUGGACGAAUCGCGAACGAGUAUUGCUGCUUUGCUCGCGCGGAGCCGAUGUUCGAACUCGCUAUCUGAUGAAAGAUUUGAAAGACUUGCUUCCACAUUCGAAGACCGACUCGAAACUCGAUCAGCAGAAGUCAUUAAAUGUGCUGAAUGAAAUUGCCGAUAUGAAGAAUUGCUCGAAAGUGAUGUACUUCGAAAGCAGAAAGCGUAAAGACACUUAUUUGUGGUUCGCCAAUGCCAAGACUGGUCCAUCGAUGAAGUUUUUGGUGCAUAAUGUUCACACUAUGAAAGAGCUGAAACUCUCUGGAAAUUGCUUGAAAGCGUCUCGCCCAAUUCUGUCGUUUGACGAUAGUUUCGACCAGAAGCCGCAGUUGAAGUUGAUUAAAAACAUGCUUAUUCAGACUCUUGGAACUCCGAAUCAUCAUCCGAGAAGCCAGCCAUUCGUUGAUCACGUCUUUAAUUUUUCUGUCGGUGAAGGCGAUCGCAUUUGGUUCAGAAACUUCCAGAUUGUUGAUGAAAGUCUUCAGCUCCAGGAAAUCGGUCCAAGAUUUGUUCUCGAAUUAAUUCGAUUGUUCUCUGGAUCAUUCGAAGGAACUGCUUUGUACGACAAUCCGAAUUAUAUUUCGCCGAAUGUCAUUCGCCGUGAGGAGCGGAACAAAGGAAAGGUCACGUAUUUGGAGAAGGAAAUCCAAAACAAGGCCGCAUUGAUCAAACAGGCUGAGAUCACACAAGUAUUGACGGAGAAAAUGGAGGAUCCUGUUGGAAAGGAAUUCGACACCUUGGAAAAAAUUGAUGCUCCAGAAGUUGCAGAAAUUGCUGCUAAAAUCGACAAGAAAAAUAAGAAGAGUAAAAAGGCGAAGGCUCCAAAAUCAAAGAAAUUUGUUGCUUCUUAA
Molecule: messenger RNA, 1053 nt
Organism: Caenorhabditis bovis
Lineage: Eukaryota; Metazoa; Nematoda; Chromadorea; Rhabditida; Rhabditidae
Source: the annotation of a GenBank genome assembly